Messenger RNA from Dreissena polymorpha, 1517 nucleotides. RefSeq names its product arylacetamide deacetylase-like. Gene Ontology annotation, molecular function: triacylglycerol lipase activity; sterol ester esterase activity. Gene Ontology annotation, cellular component: cytosol. The record is from RefSeq and is a predicted model, not a curated record. NCBI's taxonomy places the organism in Eukaryota, Metazoa, Mollusca, Bivalvia, Myida, Dreissenidae. The transcript has 7 exons. The coding region runs from base 217 to 1440 and encodes 407 amino acids. Gene Ontology annotation, biological process: triglyceride catabolic process.
UCGGAUUAAAAACGAGAGUAGCGUGCACGUUCAAAACCCUGGUGUAUUUGUUUGUCAACGAGAUCUAGAUAAAGCAUUACCAGUCUGUCAGUAUUUGUCUAGGUUUAUGAAACUUUGAACUUUGAUAUGGUCGAGCGUUGCAACAGGCGAUUAUAUUCUGAAUCAGCACGCGCCCCUGUCAAUCUUCACAAGCCUGGCAGCUGAUUGGUUGAUAGGAUGGCGUUACUAAGGAAUGCAGCUCUGACGUCACUCUUGGUCGUCCUAUUGGCAUUCUAUGUGCGACCGCGGUUUCCAGAAACGGCCAGUAAUCGUGGCACAAAGACAGCGGUUGGCCUGUUCUUCAAGUUUCAAGACCUUGUGGCUUAUUUGGGGGAACUUAUCGGUCUAGAUCCUGUGCAAACUGCCAACUCGUUUUAUAACAUCAUACUCCUGCUAGACCAACCUGCCGCAGAUGUAAAGGAGGAGACUAUUACCAUAGAGGGAGUCGAGGUCUCGGUGUUCCGCCCGACCGAGGAGAGUGACUCGCCCCGCCCAGGCAUCAUUCACAUCCAUGGCGGGGGCUUUUGCUCCCUUUCACCCGCCCACUAUGCUAAUUACAUAAGAGAAAUGGUGAGGAAGACAAACGCAGUCGUGCUGUCCAUCAAUUAUCGACUGGCUCCAAAAUUCAAAUUCCCCAUCCCUUUUGAAGACUGCCUGAUGGUUACCCGACACAUUUUGAACAACCCAGAAAAAUACGGCAUUCACCAAGAGAAAAUAGGACUUAAAGGUGACAGCGCGGGUGGCAACCUUGUAGCGGCCGUGUCACUCAACAUUUCCCUUGAUUCCAACUACCCGGAGCGAGCAAUCAAGUUCAUGUCUCUUGACUACCCAUCCCUGCAAGCUGUGGAUUUGCGGCUUCCAAGCUUCCGGAAGUACGAAAACGGUCCUUGCUUCCUGAAUAAACCCCGGAUGCUAAAAUACAUGCUUCGCUACGCAUUUGGGGAUCUUCGAUUUUACGAAUUUUUCAACAAUAACGAACAAUAUAGCUAUCUAGAUGAGAAGCUAAGAGAGCACGUUGCUUCAUCAUUACUAACAACUAAUGACGAAGAUGCUGAAUCAGACACGCCUCUAUCAGGAAAGGCUUCUGUAAAUGCUGACGAAGUGAAGGAAAUUCUGAGCGUAAUAACACAUCCAAUGUUCUCGCCGCUGAUUGCACCGGAUGAAGACCUGGCCGCGCUGCCACCCGCCUACAUCAUGAAUUGUGAGUUUGACGUGCUCCGAGAUGACGGCUUUCUACUAGCGGAGCGUCUAAGACUCGUGGGAGUAACGGUUGAGCAUUCGUACGUCCCCAGCGAGGAGCACGGGUUCAUCAUGAUGGUGAAAACAGAGGAAUCGGCAAUGGUCGAACUUAACAAAUUCACACAGUUCUUUCAAAAAAUAUUAGGACUGAAUAUAUUAUAACCCACGCGAAGAAUUUGUCACAUGCUUCUCAAUUUGUGUAUACGCUUUUACGAACCAAAUAGAUUCCAUAAAAUGUA